Molecule: messenger RNA, 1656 nt
Organism: Debaryomyces hansenii CBS767
Lineage: Eukaryota; Fungi; Ascomycota; Pichiomycetes; Serinales; Debaryomycetaceae
Gene: MLS1
Product: malate synthase
Exons: 1
Coding region: 1-1656 (551 amino acids)
Biological process (GO): glyoxylate cycle
Cellular component (GO): peroxisomal matrix; cytoplasm
Molecular function (GO): malate synthase activity
Source: RefSeq, a predicted model, not a curated record
AUGUCGUCUCCAUUUCCAAAGACCGCUGAUAAGUUAAAAGGAGUUGAAAUUUUGGCAUCAAUUCCAGACAGAGCCAAGCACAUUUUAAAUGCUGAAGCUCUUGCAUUAGUUGCUACAUUACACCGUGCAUUCCAACCAACCAGAAAGCAAUUAUUGGCUAACAGAAAGGAACAACAGGCCAAGAGAGACAGGGGAGAGUUACCAGACUUUUUGCCAGAAACUGAGCAGAUUAGAAAUGAUCCUACCUGGACCGGUCCACCAUUAGCCAGAGGCUUAGAGGACAGAAGAGUCGAGAUCACAGGACCAGUGGACAGAAAGAUGGUUAUCAACGCGUUGAACUCUGGUGUUGCCACAUACAUGGCUGAUUUUGAAGACUCUUUGACUCCAGCAUGGGACAAUUUGAUCGAUGGACAAGUUAAUCUUUAUGACGGUGUCAGAAAGAACAUUUCUUUUGAACAAAACGGUAAGAAGUACGCAUUGAACACCGACCCAAAGAGGCACCUUCCAACCUUGAUUGUCAGACCAAGAGGAUGGCACUUGGAUGAAAAGCACGUUCGCGUUGAUGGUGAACCAGUUUCCGGUGGUAUUUUUGAUUUUGCCAUCUACUUCUACAACAACGCCAAGGAAUCUGUUGCUCAAGGAUUUGGUCCAUACUUUUACUUGCCAAAGAUGGAGCACCACUUGGAAGCCAAGUUAUGGAACGAUAUCUUCAACCACGCUCAAGACUAUAUUGGUAUGACCAGAGGUACUAUCAGAGGUUCCGUUUUGAUUGAAACAUUGCCAGCCGCUUUCCAAAUGGACGAAAUCAUUUACCAAUUGAGACAACACAUUGGUGGUUUGAACUGUGGUAGAUGGGAUUACAUUUUCUCAUACAUUAAGUCAUUGAGAAAUCACCCAGAAUUUAUCUUACCGGAAAGAUCACAGGUCACUAUGUCUGCUCCAUUCAUGUCUUCUUACGUCAAGUUAUUAGUUAACACUUGUCACAAGAGACAAGUCCAUGCUUUAGGUGGUAUGGCUGCUCAAAUUCCAAUCAAGGAAGAUAAGGCAAGAAACCAAGCUGCCUUAGAAAACGUUGCUAAGGAUAAGUUGAGAGAAGUUAAUGCCGGUUGUGACUCCUGUUGGGUUGCACAUCCAGCUUUGGUUCCUGUUGUUUUGAAGGUUUUCAACGAACACAUGAAGGGUCCUAACCAAAUCAAUGUACCACCAAAGGUCCCAUACACUCCUGUUACCGCCAGAGACUUAUUAAGUCCAUACGUUCCAGAUGCCAAGAUCACUGAACAAGGUAUCAGAACUAACAUUAUCAUUGGUUUAUCUUACAUCGAAGCUUGGUUAAGAAACAUCGGUUGUGUUCCAAUUAACUACUUGAUGGAAGAUGCUGCCACUGCUGAAGUCUCCAGAACUCAAAUCUGGCAAUGGGUUACUCACGGCUCUAAGACCGACGAAGGUAAGACCAUUACCAAGGAAUAUGUUGGUAAAUUAUUAAAAGAAGAAUCCGAUAAAUUAUCCAAGAACGCUAAAUCAGGUAACAAGUUCAGUCAAGCAUUGGUUUAUUUCAAGCCAGAAUGUCUUGCCGAAAAAUACUCUGAUUUCGUUACUACUUUGCUUUACGACGACGUUACUACUAUCGGCAGACCAACUGCCGCUGAAAAAUUAUAA